Molecule: messenger RNA, 1371 nt
Organism: Plasmodium vivax (malaria parasite P. vivax)
Lineage: Eukaryota; Apicomplexa; Aconoidasida; Haemosporida; Plasmodiidae
Product: methionine aminopeptidase, putative
Exons: 1
Coding region: 1-1371 (456 amino acids)
Biological process (GO): proteolysis
Molecular function (GO): metalloaminopeptidase activity
Source: RefSeq, a predicted model, not a curated record
AUGGUACACGAGAAACGCGAGUGCGAGGUGGAGGAGAGAGAGGAUGAAAACCGAGGGGACAGCCACUCCCCGGUCAGCAUCGCACAAAAUGCAGAGAAGGAAGACACGUGCAACGGGUGUGGGAAAGCACUAGCCAAAAAGUUGAGCUGCCCAAUCUGCCUGAAAAAAAAAAUUUACAGCUAUUUUUGCACACAGGAAUGUUUCAAAAAUUCGUGGAAAGGACAUGUGGAAAAGGUGCAUGAAAAGUGGAAAAAGGAGGAGGCGGAGAAUGAGGAAGGGGGAAAAGGCAAUCAUGUCAAAACGGACAAUAUCGAGGAGGAAAAAAAAAAAAAGUUCAUGGAAAUCGUAAAAAAGCAAUUAUCACCUGAACAUUUUGACCCAACAAACAGAAAGUACUGGAUUUAUGACAGUCACUUGAAAAAUUUCGUCAAUUUUGUAUUUACGGGGAAUUUGAGACCGUGGCCCAUAACGCCAAUCAAUGCCGUGCCGGCACAUAUAAAAAGGCCAGAUUAUGCAAUCACAUCCAUCCCCGAAUCAGAGUUAAGGUAUAAAAGGAAAAGUGAUAUAUAUGUGAAUAGCCAAGAGGAAAUUCAAAACAUAAGGGAGGCAUGCAUUUUGGGGAGAAGGACUUUGGAUUACGCGCAUUCGUUAGUAGCACCAGGAGUAACCACUGAUGAGAUAGACAAAAAGGUUCACAAAUUUAUUGUAGAGCAUAAUGCGUAUCCCUCCACUUUAAAUUAUUAUGAAUUUCCCAAAUCGUGUUGCACCUCUGUAAACGAAAUCGUAUGCCAUGGGAUCCCUGACAUGAGACCUUUGCAAAAUGGGGACAUCAUCAACAUUGACAUAAGUGUCUUUUUAAAAGGAGUGCAUGCAGAUUUGAAUGAAACUUUCUUUGUUGGUGAUGUGGACCAAGUGCCAAAGGAAGCCAAGGAACUCGUGCAGACAUGCUACUUCUCCCUAAUGGAAUCUAUUAAAAAAUGCAAACCGGGGAUGCUAUAUAAAAAUAUUGGCAACAUCAUAGAUUCUUAUGUUUCUAAGAAAGGCUUUUCUGUGGUACGUACUUACUCAGGUCAUGGGGUUGGGAAACUGUUUCAUUCAAAUCCAACUAUUCCUCAUUUUAAAAAAAAUAAAGCCGUUGGGAUUAUGAAGGCUGGCCAUGUGUUCACCAUUGAGCCGAUGAUCAAUCAGGGACACUACUCUGAUGUCUUGUGGCCUGACAAGUGGACCAGCGCCACGUCCGAUGGGAAAUUGUCGGCCCAGUUUGAGCACACUUUGUUAAUUACCGACAAGGGCGUCGAGAUUUUGACCAAGCGGCUCGCGGACUCGCCGAGUCUGGGCUUCGACACGAGGGACGAUUUGUACGCGCUGUGA